Messenger RNA from Sodiomyces alkalinus F11, 1628 nucleotides. RefSeq names its product NAD dependent epimerase/dehydratase. Lineage: Eukaryota; Fungi; Ascomycota; Sordariomycetes; Glomerellales; Plectosphaerellaceae. The coding region runs from base 382 to 1509 and encodes 375 amino acids. The transcript has 3 exons. The record is from RefSeq and is a predicted model, not a curated record.
UUGGACUCAAAAGACCGGUUUCUUCUCCUGGCGACACUGCCCUCCACCCACUUGUGGUACUUUACCGGCAAACGAGAGACAUUUCCCCUCCCUGGCUCAUUAGGUAUUCCGAUAUGUCGAGGACCCCGCGCUAUCGUUCGACAGUCGAACCCCGAGAGGGAAAGACUGCGAACGUCCAUUUUCUUGCAUCCGCAUUAACACCACCCCCUUCUAGAUUCUCCAGGCUCAACCUGCACCGAGACGACGAGACGAAGCAGCGAGGACCCGAACCGACACAUCUUUUCGCCCCACGCUGCAGACGACUUUAUACGACCAUCCCCUCUGUAGGGCAGUAACUUUGACUUGGCCCGACAACUCGAGACGACGUCGCUGCACACAACCAUGGCGGAAAAGCCCUCGGUCCUCAUCAUCGGAGGGCUCGGCUACAUUGGCCGGUUCCUCGCUCUCCACAUUCACGAGAAUGAUCUCGCGUCCGAGGUCAGGAUUGUUGACAAGGCUCUGCCUCAGUUGGCAUGGCUCGCCCCGGAGUUCGAGGAGGCCUGCGCAGGUUCCAAGUUUAUACAGGCCGACGCCAGUAGAGAACAAUCACUAUCGCGCAUCUUCGACCGGAGUGAUGGAAAGCAGUGGGAUUACGUCUUCAACUGCGGCGGCGAAACGCGGUACUCUCAGGAGGACGAGGUAUACAAACUGCGCUCGCUAGGACUAUCCGUGGCGGUGGCCAAGGAGGCGGCCAAGCGCAAGGUCAAGGCGUUCGUCGAGCUCAGCACGGGCAUGGUGUACAAGUCCGACUCGUCGCCCAGCAAGGAGGGUGAUAAGCUGAAACCGUGGAGCAAAAUCGCUGUCUACAAACUGCAGGCCGAAGAAGAACUGGCCAAGAUCGAAGGACUGAGUCUCAUCAUCGUGCGUCUCGCACACGUGUACGGCCCGUACGCGUCUCAAUGGGUAGCGACGGCGCUGUGCAUGGCCCGUGUCUACCAGUACCUAGAACAGGAGAUGAAGUGGUUAUGGACUAGGGAAUUGCGGACCAACACGGCGCACAUCCACGACGUGACGCGGGCGCUGUGGGCUGUGGCGCGGUGGUAUGACACCGAGGGUGGCAAGACGUCGUGGGACUCCAGCUUGGGAGCGCCGACAUUCAACGUGGUGGACAAGGGGACGACGACGCAGGGGACCAUGGCGGACAUCAUCGGGGAAUUGUUUAACAUCGACACGGGCUUCCAAGGACAGCUGAUCAGUACUUUCGCACGGCUUAGUCUGGACAGCGUGGUGGACGACGUCAAUGAUGAGUUGCUGGGUCCCUGGGCGGAGCUGUUGGAGAAGGCGGGAAUCUCGCGGCCCGGCCCGUUGACCCCCUUCUUGGAGAAGGAGCUGAUCAAAGAUACGGACCUGAGCAUGGAUGGGUCACGCCUGGAACAGGUGGUGGGGUUCCAGUAUGAGAAGCCGGCGAUGAGCAAGGAGUUGUUGGAAGAGGUCAUUGAGAGUUACAAGAAGAUGAACUGGUGGCCAUGACGAGAGGGAAGGGGUGAGGGGUGAGGGGUCAGGGGUGAGGAGAAUUGGUUCCUGACCACACCAGCCAAUCAGGAGGGGGGAGGGCUGGAGGAUCAGAACAACAGACGAUGACCAUGACG